UUCCAUGUUCUGUGUACUGUGGGAGACCAGAUAUAGUGAAUGCAGGGAUCUGGAAGACCAGAUAUAGUGAAUGCAGGGUCCGGGGAGACCAGAUAUAGUGAAUGCAGGGUCCGUGGAGACCAGAUAUAGUGAAUGCAGGACCCUGGGGAGACCAGAUAUAGUGAAUGCAGGGUCCGGGGAGACCAGAUAUAGUGAAUGCAGGGUCCUGGGAGACCAGAUAUAGUGAAUGCAGGGUCCGGGGGAGACCAGAUAUAGUGAAUGCAGGGUCCAUGGAGACCAGAUAUAGUGAAUGCAGGGUCCUGGGAGACCAGAUAUAGUGAAUGCAGGGUCCGGGGAGA
Molecule: messenger RNA, 338 nt
Organism: Staurois parvus
Lineage: Eukaryota; Metazoa; Chordata; Amphibia; Anura; Ranidae
Source: the annotation of a GenBank genome assembly